AUGAGGAUGAAAUUAGAGUCUGCUAAAACAAAUGAAAGUGAUUUGAUGCUUGCUAUUAAAAUAACAUCAAGUGGAAAUCAUAAAGUUAUCGUCGCCAUGUUGCUCGAAUAUUAUUCAAAUAAUGCGGAAAAAGAUACGGGUUGGAUGUUUACAGUGACAAAAGCACUCCCUUCGCUUAACAAUCGUAACUUUGAAUCAAAUGUGAAGGAAUUAUUUUAUAACCUUGCUUUGGAUCCAAAGAAGAAUAUGUAG
Molecule: messenger RNA, 252 nt
Organism: Funneliformis geosporum
Lineage: Eukaryota; Fungi; Glomeromycota; Glomeromycetes; Glomerales; Glomeraceae
Source: the annotation of a GenBank genome assembly